AUGGCCGGUGCCCUCGAGGCAUUUCUGCGCAACUUGGAGACCCAGGGUUUCUCCGAGGUGUUUCCAACCCCUUUGGCAGGUGCCCUCGAGGCCUUUCUGCAGGACUUGGAGACCCGGAGUUUCUCCCAGGUGUCUCUAAUCCCUGUGGCAGGUGCCCUCGAGACCCUUUUGCAGGACUUGGAGACCCGGAGCUUCUCCGAGGCGUCUCCAAUCCCUGUGGCAGGUGGCCUCAAGGCCAUUCUGCAGGACUUAGUGUCCCGGAGUUUCUCCGAGGCAUCUCUCUUGCAGGUGCCCUCGACACCAGACUGUGGCAUGGCAGGGAGACGCUUCAGCCUUCUCAGGCUGCUGCGGAGGAAGAAGGAGGAGGAAAACCCUGGGGCUGCUCCAGCACAGCAGCCUGAAGAGGUGCAGCAGAUGCAGCCCCCGCAGGAGGAUGCAGGCCAGGAGCGGACAGAAGAGCAGCUCCGUGCCCGUGGCCGCUUCCGCAGGGCAGCACAGCUGGUUUGCAGAUUCAUCAGGUGCAUUUGGCAUGAAGAGGCCACUUUCAUGGCCACUGGGGACACGGCAAACUCGGACCUCUUCAGUGCCCAGACCAGCGCUGCCCUGCUGGAUUUGCUUGUGGAGAACAGUGUCUACAAAGCAAAGCAAGUGCCAGCCAUAGUCAGGUGCAUCCACCAGUGGCUCACGUCCAAUGUGUCUGAUGAGCACAGGCUGGACAAGACUCUUGUCCUGCUGACCGAGGCACACCCUGUGGAUGUUGCAGUGACCCUGCUGCGCUCUGCCCCAGCCUGUGACAGGUAUGGGACCCACCUGCCUUCAGGGCUCACCUGCCUUUAG
Messenger RNA from Chiroxiphia lanceolata (lance-tailed manakin), 837 nucleotides. RefSeq lists its product as uncharacterized. NCBI's taxonomy places the organism in Eukaryota, Metazoa, Chordata, Aves, Passeriformes, Pipridae. The record is from RefSeq and is a predicted model, not a curated record. The coding region runs from base 1 to 837 and encodes 278 amino acids. The transcript is spliced from 5 exons.